UAAUGGUGGACCUAUAACAUCUCAUUUGUCGUUCUAAAAUUUGGAUACGUACUAUUUACUGCAUGACAAUGUCUUUCAGCAGAAUAAUUGUGCGAUCACUUUCUACAGGCUCUACUUCUCUGCAGAUGGUUAAGACUCCAGUUCAAGUAUUUGGAGUAGACGGACGAUAUGCUACAGCACUUUAUUCAGCUGCAUCAAAGCAAAAAUCAUUAAAUACUGUUGAAAAAGACCUUAUUAAAUUACAAGAUCUCAUGAAGAAAGAUAAAAAAUUAGAGGAAUUUAUAAAAAAUCCAUCGAUAAAGCGAAAAGAUAAAUCUGAAGCAUUGAAAGCAAUUAGUGGAAAAGUUAGUUUAUCUAAGGAAACUGCAAAUUUGUUGGGUUUAAUGGCAGAAAAUGGUCGACUUGCACAACUAAAUAAUGUGAUUAAUACAUUUAAAAUGUUAAUGUGCACUUCUAGAGGUGAAGUUUCUUGUGAAGUAAUUACUGCAAAACCACUUGAUGGAGACAUGACAUCUAAACUUCAAGCAUCUUUGAAAGGAUUUUUGAGUAAAGAUCAAUCCAUUGUGCUUACUACAAAAGUUGACCCUUCCAUUAUUGGAGGUAUGAUUGUAUCAGUAGGUGAUAAAUACAUUGACAUGAGUAUAUCUAGUAAAGUCAAGAAAUAUACAGAAAUUAUUACUAGCACAGUUUAAUCACUUUUUACAACAUUCAGUAAAAUAAGCAAAAAUAAGAUAUAUAGAGAUGUCACAUUCAUAAGUACUGUGUAUAUUAUUAAACAAUAAAUUAUUCCAAAUCU
Messenger RNA from Eufriesea mexicana, 796 nucleotides. RefSeq names its product ATP synthase subunit O, mitochondrial (gene ATPsynO). Gene Ontology annotation, biological process: proton motive force-driven ATP synthesis. Bases 63 to 692 code for a protein of 209 amino acids. Gene Ontology annotation, molecular function: proton-transporting ATP synthase activity, rotational mechanism. The transcript has 4 exons. Lineage: Eukaryota; Metazoa; Arthropoda; Insecta; Hymenoptera; Apidae. The record is from RefSeq and is a predicted model, not a curated record.